CUGAGAGGUUUAAAAGGCAGUCCCUAUCUCCCCGCGCAUGCCGUCAGCCUAAUUUCCACCGAAUCUCUCUUCCUUGUCCAUUUCCCAAAUCGAAUUGCUCAGUAUGUUUGCUGCUACGAAGCUCGCCACACGCUCCGCGUUCCGCCACAACUGGGUGCGGUUCUCAUCUACUGCUGCCGCCGCAUCGUCCUACAAGCUUGUUGUUGUGGGCGGCGGUGCCGCUGGCCUGGCUGUGUCCUCGACGCUGGCGCAGAAGCUGGGAAAGAACGAGGUGGCAGUGAUUGAGCCGUCCGCCGUGCACUACCAGCAGCCGCUGUUUACCUUUGUCGGUGGCGGCCUCAAGGACUUCAGCGAGACCCACCGGCCGAUGGGUGAGCUGAUCGACGGGAAUGCCAAGUGGAUCCAGCAGGCCGCGGCCGAGAUCGACCCGGAGGCCAACACGGUGACUCUGGCCGACGGCUCCAAGGUGUCGUAUGAUUACCUGGUGGUCGCAGCGGGCAUUGAGCUGAACUUUGGCGGCAUCAAGGGUCUGGAGCAGGCGAUUGGCAAGAACGGCGUUGCAAGCAACUACUCGCCGCAGUAUGUGGAGAAAACGCACGAGUUCCUGCAGAAUGUCCAGGGCGGCAAUGCGCUGUUCACAAUGCCGGCGACCCCGAUCAAGUGCGCUGGUGCGCCGCAGAAGAUUGCGUAUCUGGCCGACGAGAUGUUCCGCGAGAAGGGCAUCCGCGACAAGGUCAACGUUAACUACUACACCGCCCUGGGCAAGAUCUUCGCCAUCGACAAGUAUGCUAACGCGAUGAACGGAAUUGCCAAGAGCCGCGACGUCAAUGUCAACCUGUUCCACGAUCUGGUCGAGGUCGAUGGCGCCAACAAGAAGGCUACCUUCAAGGUGCUCGGCAGCGGCCCCAAUGCCGGCGAGACCGUCACUGUCCCGUACGAGUUCCUGCACGUCACUCCGCCGAUGAAGCCCUUCGACUUCAUCAAGAACAGCAAGAUCGCCAAUGCUGCCGGCUAUGUCGAUGUCAACCAGGCCACGCUGCAGCACAACAAGUACUCCAACGUGUACUCGCUUGGUGACUGCUCGUCGCUGCCGACCUCCAAGACUGCCGCUGCCGCCGCUGCCCAGUCGCACGUGCUCAAGCAGAACCUGCUGAACCAGAUCCAGGGCAAGGACGUCCCUGCUGUCGAGUACAACGGCUAUACUUCGUGCCCACUGGUCACUGGCAAGCACAAGCUGGUGCUGGCCGAGUUCUCUGGCUACACCGGUACUCCGCACGAGACCUUCUUCUUCAACCAGGCCAACGAGCACGCCUUCUCGUACUGGCUCACCGCCGAGGCUCUGCCCUCGGUCUACUGGAACUCGAUGGUCAAGGGCACCUGGAAGGGUCCUUCGACUAUCCGCAAGCUGACCAACCCGGCCAACGCCAACUAAACUGUUUUUGCCCUUCGUGUCUCUAGUUGUUUUCAAAUUUAUAUCGUUCCGCAUUCA
Linderina pennispora is the source of this 1489-nucleotide messenger RNA. RefSeq names its product flavo-binding protein, variant. Gene Ontology annotation, cellular component: mitochondrion. The coding region runs from base 104 to 1432 and encodes 442 amino acids. NCBI's taxonomy places the organism in Eukaryota, Fungi, Kickxellomycota, Kickxellomycetes, Kickxellales, Kickxellaceae. Gene Ontology annotation, molecular function: sulfide:quinone oxidoreductase activity; FAD binding. The record is from RefSeq and is a predicted model, not a curated record. The transcript has a single exon.